AUGGCGCCGCGCGGAGGCUCGGGCGUGCGCGAAAACUUUCUUCGGGGAUAUCCCCUGGAGUUUAAGAUACCCUACAACAAUGCUCGCCUGCCCUCUUUGAGCAAGCACCCCUUUCACUCACCUUUUGCUCACUUUCUUUGCCGCCAAUCGGCGUCCUGUUUUUCCCCAUCGCUCCUGAACCAUCACAUCAAUAGUCUGCUCGAUGGCAUUGGCUGGAUGACCAUCCCGGGUCUGGAUUUCUGGACCUUUGCUGCCAGCCGUGUAUACAGCGGGGCCUCUAGCGAGGUUCUGGUGAACAAAAUGAACUUUAAUUACGCCGCAUACUUUUGGGUGUUUGUGGCUUUGCCCGUUGUGCUGUACUUGGGCCGAGGGCUGUCACGCCGCUUCCUUCUGAGGCACCUACGUGACAUCAAUCUGGCCCGUGCUAGUCUUGCUGCCAUCAGCUACAGCCUCGGCUACAUUCUGUUGCUCCCUGUGGGCAUUGCCGUCCUCCGGCCCUUCGUCUGCGACGAGCGCACUGGUGCCCGCCUGCUCUACGUGGAUAACGCAAUCGAGUGCGAUAGCACCGAUCAGCUCCUUUAUCAGGUCGUUGGCGCAACGAUUACCGCCGCCUGGGGCGUCAGCCUUGUCUGGGCCGGCUGGCGUCGUGUCCACCGCAGCCUCAUCACGUUCAGCUCCGUCCGCCACGAAGCCCAGAUUCAGAGCUUGGAAGCUGCCUAUGGUCUACCAGCUGUUGUCGGCGACGAAUUGGUCAUCAACGUCUGGGAUGGAAGCUUUGAGGAUGCAGACUCAUGGCCCAGCGGCGAGAGCGACGUCUUCCUGAUUUUCACGUUCGGCGGAACCGACUAUCUCACGUCCACCAUCGAUGACGACAACAAUUGCACGGCAACAUCCAACCGCAUCUGCCACGAUAUCACGCCACCCACACUUGCUUUUGCAGGCAAUCCGCGUACAACCUUUGAACUCGGAGAGACAAUUUCUUUGCCAGCCGUGACGGCACUGGACAGUGCUGACGGCACGCUGACAAACAGCGUCUCCCACACCCCCCCGGGGCAGCCAGCAAAUACUGUGGGGCAACACACCAUUCAGUUCGCUGUCGAGGAUGCAGCACAAAACCCUGCCACGUUGAAGUGGGUCUACACGGUCUCUGAUCAGACUCCUCCAGAGUUUAUCUUGGUUGGCAGCAAUCCUCUGCAGUGGAAUAUCGACGAAACUUUCAAGGACCCAGGUUACAGCGUACACGACCUGAGCCCUGUGACUGUUCACGUGGUUGGCUUGGAUUUGUUGAAUGCAACGAUUGCGAAUGCCAUCUUGGACAACGUAACGCUGGAGUACGAUGCUUGCGACUCGUACAACAACUGCGUAUCUGCAAAGCGCUUCGUCGAGCUGGUUGACUACAGCGUGCCGGUGAUUACGCUGCUUGGACCAAAUCCCUUGUUCAUUGAGGUUGGGACGUUGCCAAGCUUUGUCGAUGCAUAUGGUGCUGAAGCUGAAGACAACGUAGCUGGUAAUGUCACAGGCCUAGUGGUUUCGCGCAACAAUGUGGACAUUGAUGUGCUUGGGCAAUAUGAAGUCGAGUACAGUCUCAAGCUUGGCAGUGAAACAGCGCAAGCUGUGUCCCGUACAGUGAUUGUGAGGGACACAACUCCUCCGCAGCUGAAUUUGAAUGGCUCAUCGUUGGUGGUACUUGAAGCUGGAAGCAAGUAUGCUGAGCCUGGGUACACAGUUGAGGAUAAUUACACCCCUGCUUUAGCUCUGUUACAGACGAUGAGCAUCACACCCGCGCUUGAGAACAUCAGCACCAUCGCCCCAAAUGGCACCAUGAUUGUGGUGGAGUAUCGUGUUGAAGACACAUCAGGCAACGUCGGGCAAGCACAGCGAGAUCUUCUCAUUGUGGACACGCAACCGCCUGUUCUGACCGUCAAUCCCGACGAGGCACAGGCGUGGGAUAUUGUGGACGGGGCGUGCGUGGACGAGAGAUCAGCGUGCACGCUGGUGCGGGAGGGGAGCGUGACGAUGAGCUCUGUCUCGAGUCCGAGCAUGCAGAGCGUGACGUAUCGUGCGACGGAUGCGGCGGGUCAUUCGGUGACACGGACGCUGGAGUUUGUUGUACGCGACACGCGGGCGCCGGUGGUGUCAGUGAGUCGAGAUGUUGUGUUUGUGGAGGCGGGAGGCGCGGGCGUGGACUUUAACGGGACGGAGAGCGUCGGGAGCGCGGUGGACGCGAAUGACGGUGCUGUUGUGGCGUAUGCCAAUGAGAGCAUUGAGAUGUACCCUUUGGAAGUGCCGAUGGAGUACGGAGUGUGGUACUGGGCACGUGACGGAGCGGGGAAUGUUGGAUGGAGCUCGAGGGUGCGCGUGGUUGUGAAUGACACGACGGGGCCGGUGCUGCGACGUGUGGUGGGUUCGAAUGAGGAACCUGUUGUGGUGGAGGCUGGCAGUGACGUGUUUGAUGCGUCGGGGCUGGUGUCGUGCCAUGAUGGGUAUGAGGGGCCGUGUGAGUGCACGAUUGGCAUUGAGCGGCGGCUUGCGAAUGAGAGCGCGUAUUCGCGUGUGAGCGGCGUGGACACGUUUGGAGAGAACGGGACGUGGUACCGAUUGGGGUACGCGGCGCGUGAUGGGAGCGGCAAUUCUGGGAGACUGGAGGUGUACGUUGUGAUUGAGGACGAGGUGGCGCCGGAGUUUCGAGUGCUGUGGGGUGGGAGUGGAGCGACGUUUGAGGGGUCUCGUACUGGGCGAGCCUUUGAGUUGGGGUCGUAUGUGAGCGUGUCGGAUGGAGGGUGGCGGGGCACGAGCCUGUUGGAGCGUGUCGAGAUGGCAGUGAUUGAGCACGCGAUUGGAGGCGACGCGGAUGAAAAGGCAGCGAGUACGACGACGACAGACGACACGCGACAGCGACAGCGACGACGACGACGGCCGAUCGAGCACGCCGAGGCUCUGGUGGUGGUCUUGAUUACCGGGCUUGGCGUGCUGCUGUUUGGAGAGUACCGGCAUGAUGAGGCGAGUGGGACGACGUAUGUUGUGGGGGGAGCGGAGUAUGUUGAGCCCGGAUGGGAGGCGUACGACGACUAUGCCGGGGACGUGAGCGGUCGUGUGAAACAGGCGGUUGUAUUGCGAUCAUCGGACACUGCUACGGCUACGGCUAAGGACACAGCCACGAAGACGGACAUGGACAUGGAUGCGGGCGGUGAUGCAGGCUCUGGUGCGGGGACACGGUGGAUGAUUGUGGCGUACAGCGUGCAGGACGACCACCAGAAUGUGAUGAGGGUGAAUCGUACAGUUGUGUUUGAGGCGGAGCCAUCGGGGCCACCGUCGUCAUCAUCGUCGUCGACGUCAUCUGGCGGAGGGCUUUCGGGUGCGACGCUGGGGGCGAGCGUGGGAGGCAUUCUUAUUGUGGUGGUGGUGUUUAUUUUGUUUGUGGUGUGGCGUCGUCGUCGCGGCGGGGGCGGUGGGCGAGCGGAACUUGGGCUCAAGACGGCGCGGAUGGUGCAUGAGCUGGACGACGGGACGAUGGCGGGAGCUGUGAACCCGAUGUAUGAUGAGGAUGUUGGGUUGUGGCAGCUUGGGGUGGUGCCGAGCGGAGUGACUGAGCAGGAGCUGUAUGGUGAUGUGGAAGCGUUUGACGAACCGGAUGUUCAGACCGCAUCUUGCAAUCAUGGCAAUGUCGCGGCUGAUCAUGUUUAUGGUGAUCUAGGUCUGUGUGACCUUCCUGACUUAUCCUCUCUCAAGGGUGACGCCUCUUCGACCGCUUUACCACCCUUUGGCGAUUCUCGGUCAUCCGUCAUUCACCAUUCAAGCUACCGUGGUCAAGACCUUUAUCACCACUUGGAUCCUGCAGCUGACGGCCGACGUUGCAGUGUGUCUGAGUCUACCUAUGCGUCUCUGCAUCGCCCGCCGGGUGCUUCCGCUUCGAGCCCCCUUCCCAAGCAUGUUUACGACAGCCUGUUGAUGACUGCUGCUCCACAUGCCGAUUCCUCGCGUGUGUAG
Monosiga brevicollis MX1 is the source of this 3987-nucleotide messenger RNA. RefSeq lists its product as uncharacterized. The transcript is spliced from 10 exons. NCBI's taxonomy places the organism in Eukaryota, Choanoflagellata, Craspedida, Salpingoecidae. The record is from RefSeq and is a predicted model, not a curated record. Gene Ontology annotation, molecular function: phosphotyrosine residue binding. Bases 1 to 3987 code for a protein of 1328 amino acids.